GGCAGGGCUUAGCGCGAGCUGGCGCCGGCGCGCUGGCUCGGCGGGGUGGACGAGCGGGUGGCACUGACGGAGACUGCAGGUGGUACCUGCUUCCCUGUGCCAGGUUGUCAUGGAAAGGCUGCUGACAAGAUGCAGAGCAUUGUCCACCUGGGCCACCUGCAGCCACCAGCUCUCCAGAUACAUAUCCCACAGAUGUCACCACUCUGCCCCAGGGAGAGGGCAGCGCUUGAUAUUGUCCCGCAUGUUUCAGCCACAAAACCUCCGGGAAGACCAAGUGCUUUCUGUGGAGGGAAAAUCUAGCGACCUGACUUGUAAGAGCCAGCGACUGAUGCUGCAGGUGGGUCUGAUCCUCCCAGCAAGCCCUGGCUGUUACCAUCUCCUGCCCUACACCGUUCGUGCUAUGGAGAAGCUUGUGCGAGUGAUAGACCAGGAGAUGCAGGGGAUUGGGGGGCAGAAAAUCAGCAUGCCCAGCCUCAGCCCAGCAGAACUCUGGCAGGCCACCAACCGCUGGGACCUGAUGGGCAAGGAGCUGCUAAGACUGAGAGACAGGCAUGGUAAGGAAUACUGCUUAGGUCCAACUCACGAGGAGGCCAUUACUGCCCUUAUUGCCUCCCAGAAGAAACUGUCCUACAAGCAGCUUCCGUUUCUACUGUACCAAGUGACGAGGAAGUUUCGGGAUGAGCCUAGGCCCCGCUUUGGUCUUCUCCGUAGCAGAGAGUUUUACAUGAAAGAUAUGUACACCUUUGACUCUUCCCCAGAGGCUGCCCAGCAGACCUAUGGCCUGGUGUGUGAUGCCUACUGCAGCCUAUUUGACAGGCUGGGGCUGCGAUUUAUCAAGGCCCAGGCAGAUGUGGGUAGUAUUGGGGGCACAAUGUCUCAUGAGUUCCAGCUACCAGUGGAUAUUGGAGAGGACCGGCUUGCAGUCUGUCCAAGCUGCAGCUUCUCAGCCAAUGUGGAGACACUAGGCUUGUCACAGAAGAAUUGCCCUGCCUGCCAGGGCCCACUGACUGAAACGAAAGGCAUUGAGGUAGGACAUACAUUCUACCUGGGCACCAAGUAUUCUUCCAUUUUCAAUGCCCAGUUUACCAAUGCUCAUGGUAAACCAUCCCUGGCUGAAAUGGGGUGCUAUGGCUUGGGUGUGACACGGAUCUUGGCUGCUGCUAUUGAAGUUCUCUCUACAGAAGAUUGUAUCCGCUGGCCCCGCCUUCUGGCCCCUUACCAAGUCUGCCUCAUCCCCCCUAAGGCAGCCAGUAAGGAGGAAGCUGCUGCAGAGCUCUUGGGGCACCUGUAUGACCACAUCACAGAGGUUUUGCCUCAGCUCCACGGGGAGGUCCUUCUGGACGACAGGACCCAUCUUACCAUUGGAAAUAGACUGAAAGAUGCCAACAAGCUCGGCUACCCCUUCGUGAUAAUUGCUGGCAAGAGGGCCCUGGAGGACCCUGCACAUUUUGAGGUUUGGUGUCAAAACACUGGUGAGGUGCUCUUCCUCACCAAAGAAGGAGUCAUGGAAUUCUUGACCCAAGUGCAAGUUGUCUAAGUGCCCAUCUCAUAGCCUAGUAUUAACUCUAACACUUCAGUUCUUGGCCCAUGCUCCUCUCCUGGUGGUCUCCACAGAAACAGGACCACUCAUGGAAAGUGAGAACGUGUUAGAGAAACCAGUGUUUACCCAGUCAUUUGUUCAGAUUAUUUGUAUUUGAAAUUGUUAACUUGAUUCCCUUCUUUGGGCUGGCCAUCUGACCAUAUGCCAUUCCUUUUACAUACCAUUUUGGAAGCUUCUAUUAGAAGGCUGAGAGGCAAGAAAGAGACCCAAGUUCUAGUCUUGGCCCUUGGGCAAGUCACUUCCUUCUCUGCUGAGUUUCCUGCGUAGGAUGGGAAUGGCAGAAGGCCAGGGGCCUCAGCUUCACUCAGUCCAGAGAGCAGGCCCAUCAGCCCUCUCCUGAGAAGCUGAGAGUGUAAGUGAAAGAGUCUGAUUGUCACCAACUCACUGGUGGCUUGACACGUCUGCUUCCCAACUUGGGCUGCAGUUUUCCCAUCUGUUACAUGAGAAAUUGGAACUCUGUGAAGUCCUUAAAGCUGUCACUGAGUGGUUCCACAAGAGGCUCACAAUAGGCGGAUCUGGUUCUUCUGAUCCUCCAUGGUCUGAGUUUCCUACAAAUUUGAAUUGCCUGAUAACCCAAGAACCACCUCCAGAGAUCUAACCCUGCUGAGAUGGCCUAAGCACUGAGAUCAUGUUUUCUUUAUUGACUUUUUGUUUGUUCCUGAGUACUGAGGAUUGAACCCAGGUGUGCUUUACUCCAUGCCA
Marmota flaviventris (yellow-bellied marmot) is the source of this 2302-nucleotide messenger RNA. RefSeq names its product prolyl-tRNA synthetase 2, mitochondrial (gene Pars2). Gene Ontology annotation, biological process: prolyl-tRNA aminoacylation. Gene Ontology annotation, cellular component: cytoplasm; mitochondrion. Lineage: Eukaryota; Metazoa; Chordata; Mammalia; Rodentia; Sciuridae. Gene Ontology annotation, molecular function: proline-tRNA ligase activity; ATP binding. The record is from RefSeq and is a predicted model, not a curated record.